Molecule: messenger RNA, 975 nt
Organism: Prorocentrum cordatum
Lineage: Eukaryota; Dinophyceae; Prorocentrales; Prorocentraceae
Source: the annotation of a GenBank genome assembly
AUGCUGCUGGCGCCUGGCGCGGCCCUGCUGCUCAAGCUCGUGGGCGCGAUUCGACCCACAGCGGCGGUGCUGCUGCUGGAGAAGGUGGUCAGCGACUCCAUGCGCACCCUCGGGGGCACCACAAUGACCACUUCGUGUUUCUCGGACCUCUUCCAGGGCAAGGCGUACACCGCAGCGCUCGGGCAGCUCACCAGCGCCACCGGGCUCGGCAUCGUCGGCGCACCGCUCCUCGCCUCCGCCCUCAUGGCGGGCAGUGGCAGCGCGCGGCGCGCGUACGCGGCGUCGGCAGCGCUGGCCGCUGUGCACUUGGCGAUGGGCUGCGCCCUCCUGGAGGAGACCCUCCACCUGGGCCCCAAGCGCCGCGUUGCGCUGCCAGCGGGCGAGCCCGAGGCCGCCGGCUCGGCGCAGGCGCCCGCCGCGGCCGCGGAGCCGAUCUUGAAGCCCGUGUGGAGGUUCCUCAGAAUGUUCACGGAGACGCCCCGCUUGCGCUUGUGCGCGUGCCUCUUCACCUUGCACUGCAUGCUGGAGGGCAAGGUGCUGCAGGACCAGGUCUCCAUCCUGCAGCUCAAGCUCAGCUGGGACACGGACUGGCGUUCGCGGUGGACCUCGGGCCUGGGCAUCGCCAUCCUGUCGGGCGGGCAGGUCUCCAGGGGGCUGCUGGAGAGGUGCGGGGAGCACGGCCUGACGACGCUGUGCCACGCGUCCUCGCUGGGUGCCUUCCUGGCGCUCCGCGGCGCCUCCUUCUGGUCGGCGCUCACGCUGCUCGUCGUGGGCCAGCAGCGCCGCAUGGCGGUGGCCUCGUGGCUGCUCGCAGAGGCGACGAGGGUGGGCAUCGGGCGCGGAGAGACCAUAGGGUACCUGGCGAGCCUGCGGGCCGUCUGCGAGGCCGCCUCCGCCCUCGCCUACGGCGUCGCGUACCGCCGGUGCGCGGCCCGAGGGCGGCCCUUCCACGCCGGGGUCGGCGGAUUUUCCUGA